UGAGACAGUGGUAAAUACUACUGAGUCUCACAUCAAUUCGACUGAAUCACAAUCCACUCUGUUGCAGGCAACCCUGCAAUCAUCAGACUGUUUACGGUUGUUUGCUUCACUUUUUGGACGACAUUAUUGGGUUGAUUAUUGCGACAGUAAUAGUUAUAUUGACCCAUAUUUUAUGUAUUAUACAAAUAUGAUUUGUUCACAUCGAAGUUAUUUGACAACGAGAUACUGGAUCGUGUAUUCGCAACACGAAUUACACGGUCAUUAUGUUAUAAUUCCACCUGGUGUAUGUGUUAGUGAUUUAAGGGAAAGAGGAUUUUGGUCAGUGGGCUCUGCACUUAAAUGCGUAAAACUAAACCAAGUCAAUCAUCAUUUUUACUGUCACAAUCCGCGAAUAACAUGGUUGCCGAUCAAUCAAUCUCCAUUCGGACCACCACCGUUUCCCGAUCCAUUUGAAGAUCUCGAGCAGAUUAAUUAUCGUGAUCAAGCAAAUAAUAAUACGACAACUGAAGUGCCUUUAGCUUAA
This is a messenger RNA of Schistosoma bovis, 523 nucleotides long. The record is from the annotation of a GenBank genome assembly. NCBI's taxonomy places the organism in Eukaryota, Metazoa, Platyhelminthes, Trematoda, Strigeidida, Schistosomatidae.